Messenger RNA from Drosophila kikkawai, 671 nucleotides. RefSeq names its product Odorant-binding protein 46a (gene Obp46a). NCBI's taxonomy places the organism in Eukaryota, Metazoa, Arthropoda, Insecta, Diptera, Drosophilidae. The record is from RefSeq and is a predicted model, not a curated record.
AUGUGUUUCCAACUACGAAACGUGUUGGUGCUGCUCCUCCUGCCCGCUUGGGCUCUGGGCAGGGCCACGGCUCCCGAUCUGGACGAGGACUGUGAACUGAAUGCGGUGGAUACCAUGCACGACUUUUGCUGUGAUUUGCAUGACGAGAGUCACCAGUUUAGCGAUUGCCAGGUCAAGUGGCACGAGAAGAUUGCCUACGAGACGGAUGAGGAGGAGCAGACAUACAUGUUUUGCACCGCCGAGUGCAGUUUCAACAACACCGAAUUCCUGGGCAAGGAUCGUCGUUCUUUAGUUCUCCACCAGGUUAAAGAGCAAUUGGAAAUGGAUUUAGUCAACGAUGCGGAUAUAGAACUGCUCUAUCAGACCUACAUCAAAUGCGACAAACAUGCUCUGGACCUUUUGCCGCACAAGGGCGUCAAGAAGCUGGCCAGACGCCUCUCCAAGCACGGCUGCCAUCCUUAUCCCGGCUUGGUGCUCGAGUGCGUGGCCAACGAGAUGAUCCUCCACUGUCCUCCCAAACAGUUCCAUCAAACAGCCCAGUGCGAGGCCACCCGCAAUCAUCUGAGGCAGUGCAUGCAGUACCUAAAGUAUAAGACCUAGAGAAUCGGAAUACAAGAAACAACACUUGCAGCUUACACUUUUAUUGUCCUUUGCUAUAACUUAACUACGAC